Molecule: messenger RNA, 1333 nt
Organism: Phanerochaete carnosa HHB-10118-sp
Lineage: Eukaryota; Fungi; Basidiomycota; Agaricomycetes; Polyporales; Phanerochaetaceae
Exons: 1
Coding region: 26-1234 (402 amino acids)
Molecular function (GO): protein binding
Source: RefSeq, a predicted model, not a curated record
AUCUUGUGCAGUUGGAUCACUCUGCAUGGAAGGCGUAAUCUCCCAUGAGUACAAUCGCACUUUCGCUCGUCGAAUCAUCAUCGCCCCCGACCUAGCGAAAUGGCCGGGAAUAACCUUAGACGGCGCCGGUCGCUCGGAGGAUGGACAGGUCUUGAUCGGUCCCACGAAGGCGGAGGCUCAGUCGUUUAAAAUGAAGCGGCUGGCCUUCAUCGACUCUCGAGAUUCGUCUCGUCUUUGCAAAUGCUUCGCUUCGUCCGCCGAUGGCAAGCUUCUGGCAGCAUCGUUCGAGGGCAACGACAUCCUUGUCUGGCGACUAUCCGACGGUCUACUGGUCCAACGUCUACACCAUCAGGGUCAUACAGACGAAGUUUCUUCCCUCUCAUUCUCUCCCAUCGAUUACACUCUUGUCUCAGGGUCGAAUGACAAGACCGCUAUUGUCUGGAAUAUUCAAGAUGGUCGAGUACUUCUACGUCUGGAAGGGCACAACGGUCCGAUGAAGAUGGUCGCAUAUGCUCCUCAUGGCGCGCUCAUUUCCACUCAUUCCGUCGAAGGCAAAUACGUGGAGGUUUGGAAUGCAACGACUGGAGAGUGCCUGCAUACUUUCAGCUUUGACGAAGAAAUAUCCAAGUUCGCCAUCUCCGCGGAUAGCUCACGUCUUUGCGCUCAGAAAGGCGAGUCUUGCCUCAUCUACGACCUACACACCUACAAACACAUUGCUACGUUACGGCAUCACGUGGACGAGAAGCUUCACUGGUCAAUUUCACCCCAAGGAGAUCGUAUAGUCACCAUCACUCGGGGGGAGCCAGGUGAAAUAAAGAUUUGGAGCAUGGUGACGGGCGAAGACCUUCUCACAAUCAAUCCCCCAAAUGACCUCUCGUUCAAUGUGGCAUUUUUCCCGGACGGCGCCGAGAUAUUGACGACUCGUAAGGACAGCGCCGCUACUACAUAUGACUCACGGACGGGUCAGCCGCGCCACGUCUACAGCUUACCAGCCGAGGCAAAUUGUGUAGCGUAUUCUCCAAACGGGAACUACCUUGCUUUCCGUCCCAUGUUCAGACCUCUUCAAGUUUACGAUACGAAAUCUGCAGCCCUUCUCGCGGAGCUUGAGGUUGGUAGAGAACAAGAUGCUGUCAUGGAGAUUCAGUUUCUUUCCGACAGCCAGACUCUCGUCACACGAUCAGACCAUGGACCUUUGCUUCUGUAUAACAUUCGGGAUGUAUUACGAUUGCGGUAGUGUAGUAUUUGCGAAGCAAUGCUUGGCUCGUUCAGAAGUAAGACGUUUAGGAAGCCUAUAACAAAUAUGAUGUAAAAAGCGCCGGCAUACGAUGCAAGU